ACUAAGACAAAACAACGUCAAUCAGUCAGCAGUAAAAGUGGACGUGUUUAUUUCUACAUUUGGAUUUACGACAAAAUAACAUAUUUAAUAAGUUCGUAAAGAGACGAAUUCGAUUUCCCGCGAAGGUCCCGGUACAGUGAAUCGAGCACGACCCUUGCGUCGUCUGCUCCGACUUCCUGUAAAAUGGACCGCGGCCGCAAACCUCCACAAGUAGCGCCCGUUGGGACGAAGAAAAAAAUGCCAGUUGCAACAGCGGCAAAGGAUCACGAGCUGCCUACGUCGUCUGGACUUUAUGGCGAGAUGAUGGACCCGUCCAAAGACGGGAAUGCCUCAAAGGCGCUCCGUAGCGACGGCUUGACGUUUGACCCCAGUCUGCUUGUCGGCCCCUUGUAUGUACCGAAGACAUCAACCAACGAAAGAAUCAAAGCACAACUAGGAGACAUCACUCAGAAACUACACGACACGCUGUACACUUUCGAGGAGACCGAGUUGGAAGUUACGGUUGAAGAUCCCUUGGUGACCAUGAUGAAAAAGCAGAUGGACUCGAUAGCGGACUCGAACGUACGACAUGCACUCGCGACUGUAAUGGAUCAGUACAAUCAUAUGAGUGAGCAGGUGAACGCAGCGUACAGGGACAGAGACGAGGUAAGCCCAGUAUCCGAGUAUCAUUUACAUAUAUGUGAGCCGCGCCCUCGCAAAACGGGUCUUAAGUAUAUGCUGUUACAGCUCGCUGAUUGGUUUACACUGGACCACUUGGAUUUGGCGGAGAUCAAACUUUCUGUGGACGAGACUGAGGAGGCAAACAUCAAACAAAGCUAUUUCGACACGGUGACGAACUUCGAGAAGUUGAAGAAUCUUCAGCAGCAGAUUAACAAGAACAGCAAGAGCGGCAAACCAACAAAGAAACUUCAGGCGAAAAAGGUGGAAAUAGAGAACAGUGUGGUCGACAAGUUUCGGGUGAUGAAAGACAUGAGCAUACAGACGAUGAAGCUGAAGGUAGCAGACGACGCCCCAUGGAAAGACGCGGCCAAAGAAAUCGUCGGCAUGUUGAAGAAUGUCCGGAGCGAAAGCGCAGACGAGAUGCUGGCGAUCUCGAAGAAGAUGCAAAAUUUGUUUGAUCAGCUGGACAAGCAGGCUUUCACGAUCCGCAGUUUAAGUGCAGAAUUGAGAGAGAAGAAAGAAAUCGCACAGAAGCUGACUGCAGAAAACAACGACAUGGCCCAAGAUCUCGCUGCUCUCCGUUAUCGUCAAAGCAAAUAUGAGAACGACCUUAGCAAUGCCCAGCAGAUGAUCCGUCAGCUUCAUGGACAGUUACUCAAGGAAGAAACGCACGUAAAGGGAGUUGAACCACCGCAAGCACCUGAAACCCUCAAACAAUCCAUUUCCAAACUUCUUGCAAAGAUUGAAGAGCCAGAAACACCCGUUAAAAAGAUGGCUAGCGACCCAGCAAUGCUUCGGACCCAGAUCAGAACCUAUCAGGAAGCUAUGGAUGGCUUGAGAGAGGCGUUUUCCAACCUGGCUGAGGAGAAGGAGGAGUUGAUGAUGGAGUUAAUUGAGAAGAAAAACUACAUCGAGAAUAUUGAGGCGGAAAACGACAAACUCGUGAAAAGCUUACACACUCUACGGAACGACCGACAAAGAGCCGCUUCGAAGCCGCAUGUGCAGUUUCCGAAAGCGACAACAGCUGCUGAUAUUUCGCUGGAGAGUCCUCAUGAGGUCGAUGAGGUUGGUCAAGAACAGGAAACGGGAAGUCCUGCAGUAGGAGAUCUCAACCAGGAGAUGAUAGCUGCUUUAGAAAAGGAGGUACAGAAAUGGAAGAGCAGAUGUGAGAACCUGAAGCGUACGCUGGCCGAAACAGAGAUGAAACUAAGCGAAGCGUUCCGAGAGAUUUCAGAUCUUCGCAUGAUGGACCAUGAUGCGCAUCCCAUGCUGGCUCAUGCGCCAAAAGUGGACCAGAACAUCGAGAAGGCAAGACCUCCAGGUACAGUUCCAGUUUCUGACGUCAAAUCAACAAAACCAGCUAAGCCAGUUAAGACGGAGACCAGUGAAAAGCAACCCCAAGCCCAACAAGCACUCCAGGAGACUAUUGAACCCAAAGAAUCACCAAAUCAAAAGACAAGCGUGAAACCUAAGCCCAAGCAAGUGAAGGCAAGAUACUUAGAACAGAAGCCGCCCACAGAGAAGCUGCCCCCAAUCCAGGCGCCUCAGGAGGAGAGCCAACUGGAGGAGGCAGUGAGGAAUGAGCUGAGCAGCAAGCAAUCACGUGAACUCAAGCUGUUCCAGGCAGGGGACAUGCAGGGCAAGCUGAACACGCUUAUUAUGGAGAUAAUGGAGUUCAUAACCGAGGUGGGCCGACAACUGCAGGGUGACAGGGGUGAUGAAGAGGGAAACAAAAUUCAGGCAAUGAAAGCGUUCACAUUCGAGCAGCAGCAAAAGAAGCUUAAGGAGACAAAGGAUGCCAAAGAAGAGGAAUGGAGGCACAAGAAGAGUCAAGUGUUCUUUUGUGGGCAGACAGCAGUUUCCAAACUGAGAGAGGCAUUCGAAACAUUGUACAGCUCCCUAAAUCUUCACCAUGACGAGUAUGAAGCGAUCUAUCGCUCAUUCAAGAUCACCCAGCAGCGCAAUCUUCUACGCAAGGAGAUUCUCAUGGGGCGGAUACCAGUCAAUGCCCUGCGCGAGUUUGACCGCGCGCAGAAGAAGAAAAUUUAUGAAUCCUACGGACCGGAUAGCUUAAUGGCAGCUUAUUUCAAUAUCAGCUAUGGCACCGAAAUCAAAGACACUUUUGCUGGAAACAGACAGAUGAUACCGAGCGGUGAAGUGAGACGGAAAGGCUCGAACCAUGCGGAACAUUCGGGUAGCGCUUCAGAUGAGGAGGAAUCUGAAGAGAAGCUGAAGAGGACUAUUAACGUGCUGCGCAUGCAGAGGUCCAAGUCAGACCUAGACGUCUCAAGGGACCAGACCAAAGAUAUCAGUGGAAUGGGGCUGAUUGGCGGAGCUUUCUUCAAGGAGAAAUCGCCACUGUUCCACAACAGCCUGGGUGACAGGGAGAAGCUUGAGGGCGGCCCGGCCCCCACAUCAGGGCAGAAGCAGGAGAUGAAACUGGGCGUGGCUGUGGUGCCCCGUAAGGGCCUCAUCGCCCUGUCAACCAGCGACGACACCUCGGACACAGUCGACGCAAAGCGUCACCCUACCAACGGCACAGAUCCACAACUCAUCAACUUUGCCCAACUCCACACUCCGGGAACCAAGUCGCGCCAGACCACACUGAUCAAACGCCCAGACAUCAUGGUGCAUGUAAAGGCUGGGGCCAAGCUUCUGGAGGAUGCAGAACAACAUCAGAUUCAAGAGGAGGAGCUGGAGAAAAACCUGGAGAACUACACCAUCCUGGACCUGCAGACUGAGAUAUUGGGCAUGACUGAUCCCAAAGCUGUGCGUCGAACAAGUCCGCCCCUGGAUGGACAGAAUACUGACAAUACACUCACGCCUAGAUCUAAACUUGCCCCUUUUGGCAAACGGGAGAAGCCCAUCACGUUGCCUGCAAUUAAAAACAUCAAUCCAUUUGCCAUGAAAACCUAGGGCUAUUUUGAGAGUUGUUGUUUGUUAUUGCUGUGGGACUGAAAACUGCUUGUGCAAGAGUCUGAUAACUCAUCGCCUCAAAAUGUGUGAUAUCUGUGUGAUGUGUGAUAUCGCCCAGAUCACAAUAAUAUGCAAAUUUAUGGGACACUUGUAUAAAAUAGUGCUCGAUUAAGGCGCAUAUCAGGAUAAAAUUGUGUGUAAUUUUCUAUGGCCACCAAACUGUUGCUUAUACGUCCGUCAACUCUUAUUGUCUUAAAUCAUGUGAAAUUGAAUUAGCCAAAUUAUCUGUUGUUUGCUUAUAAAACAGUCAUCUGAAACAUUUUGAUGUUUUGUGAAAUUACAUGUCGCACAAUAAACUUUUGUUACCGUAA
Molecule: messenger RNA, 3947 nt
Organism: Dreissena polymorpha
Lineage: Eukaryota; Metazoa; Mollusca; Bivalvia; Myida; Dreissenidae
Exons: 29
Coding region: 184-3576 (1130 amino acids)
Source: RefSeq, a predicted model, not a curated record